Molecule: messenger RNA, 1441 nt
Organism: Scaptodrosophila lebanonensis
Lineage: Eukaryota; Metazoa; Arthropoda; Insecta; Diptera; Drosophilidae
Exons: 3
Coding region: 18-383 (121 amino acids)
Molecular function (GO): protein binding
Source: RefSeq, a predicted model, not a curated record
UGGUCGAGUACUAAAUAAUGCAGCCCAUAUACGUACUUUGUGUUUUACUAGCCAUGAGCAUAGCCCAUGUACAUGCUGGCUUUUGUUUUGCUAGGUGUCCAAGUACUGAGGAGGUUGUUUGGGCCUUGGAACCCGCAAAUGGUCGAUGUAAUGCUUUCCGCAACAAAUGUUAUUUCAACCGGGCGAAUCUUGGUCGGGAUCCAGGCUUGAACAUUGUUACUAAAAAGCAAUGCCAGAAAAAAUGCAAUGAGGUCUGUACGAAAAUUUACAUACCAGUUUGGGCUUCCUAUAAUGGCACUGUCAAGGAAUUUAGCAAUGAAUGUCUAUUAAAUGUGCACGUUUGUACAACUGGAGAGACAUAUUUGCCAGUCAAAAUGCAAUAAAGUUGUAUUUUUCAUAAAUGUAUGAAAUAUUUCCAAUCGCUCGUAUUAUCAUUUCUGCUGGGUAAAGGGUCGUAUUUUAGUUUUAUACACUAUAUUCCGCCACCUAAGGCUAAUAAUCCUAGGCUAAUAUCUACACCAGCUUGUGUGCAAAUUAUUUGUAGUUUUUUUUUUAAGGCUACAACAAGUAAAAUUAAUUGUAAUAUCUAAUUUCUUCAAAACCAGGAAUCUUGAACCUUAUGAAUAUACGUUCUAAAUUCUUUGUAAUCCUUAAUGAUCUUUAAUGAUUAUGUAUAUGUAGUUGUUUAUUGAUGUCACUAGGCUGGUAACUUUGAGAAAUCUUUGUCUAUAAAAGUUUGUAUUUAAAAUUCUUUCCUUCGAAAAGUGCUUCAAAAUUCAGAAUAUUUUGGAUGAACUGCCUAGGCGAUCGUCACGUUCGCAUGUACACAUUUCUUAAUGUGUAGAAUAUUUAAAUACAUAAAUGUACUUUUAUUGAAGACAGAUUCAAAAAAUUGUAAUGUUAAUCAAACAAUAAAAACUUAUCGGCCAAAAAUAGCUUGUUGACCUGAGUUUUAAGGAAAUAAGAACAUUUGUACUUUCCAGAUAUUUUUAUAUUUUUUGAUAAUAUAUGGCUAUGGCUAGCUGUGACAGUACAAUUUAUAUGCUCAUACUGCAACUACUAAAACGAUUACUAACUUAGGCGCGAUACAAGCAGACUGCCACAAAACAGAUGGACAAUAGACCCAGGCAGAGGACAGGUCAGCAAAGAGUCUAAAGCCCUGUAAAGCCAGUCAGUCGGCAAUAUAUUAAUCUAUAAGUAUUGACAUAACAGCACUUGCAUAUAAGUAUAUAUAUUUAAUCAAAAGAGCUAAGAAUAAUACGGUAAACACGAAAGGCAAUAUUGUAUUAUUAAAUGAAUUUCUAAUGUUCAGUUGUUUGAAACACAUAAAUUUUUGGCCAUACAAAUACAUUAUUGCCUAGGAUAGUUAUGGUUUGUGAAAACCUAUUAGCUAAGCUUAUAAAUUCAAAUUCCAACAGUAAAUUAUCCAUGCUGAAAUUUA